CUCGGUGUCACCAUGCUGCUGUACUUGUGUGCCGCCGUCAUUCUCCUUGGUGGGCCGGCAGACGCAGCGUUCACCACCAACCUGAACAACACUGUACCCUUGUCACCUCCGACGAGUGGUUCUUGGGAGCUCGGCCCCAAUGCGACAUCUUGGCAGAUCAACAACGGCGACACCUGGAACACUUCCAUGACAUCGACGGGUGCAAACUCGUGGUUCUCAUUCCAGGCGGACGCCAUGAACGCUGUCCUCAACGUGACGGCCUCAUCAGUGCCAGUAGACGUGUCAUGCGUGGUGGUGGGAGCCGGGGGCGGAAACUGGGUGAACACGACGAUCACCAGAACAACCAUGACCUCGCUGCAUUUGGGUCCCGACAUACCCGUCCCAUUCUUCACCACAUACACUUGCUAUGUUGAUGCUGGAGUGACCAUUUUGGCGAUGAGUGUGCAGGUUGGUGUGCGAGCCCAGGUGACCGACCCAUUAAAGCUCUACACAAUCAGCGGCCUCUUUGCGAGCAGUGGCGGACACGUUAGUGGCAUCAACACGCCUGCAGAUGAAGCCACGCUACCUGUAUCAUCUCUGUUUCCGGGGACAUUUCUGCGACCCAGCGGCGACUGGGAGCCAGUAAUCAAGCAUCAACCCCCGUCUGUUGUCAGGCCAUUCAGCGAUGCCAAUUACACGGCCCUGAGAGGGAAUGGGACAUUCUGGUUUCUGGCGCCUCCGCAGACGUGUCUCCUUCGAAUAGACGGCACCGUCGGAGCUAAUGCCAGUGACAGCCUGGUCACCAUAUCGCCACCCCCUCCCAACUGCCCCGACAAAGUGCGCAUCCGGUCGCAGGUGAACGUUACCGAUCAAUGGAGUGUUCUGUUCACUGCAGUCUUCGACCCUAACAUCGCCUACAACGUCACAGUCCAGCCAUUCACAGCCGGUCAAACAAUCGAGCUGCAUUCGGUGACGAUGUCAACUGGCCUUGCGGAUGUCUCAAACUGGCCGCCAGGCAGCACUUUCACGGGCACUGUGCCUGCUUGGACAACCGUGACCCCCACCGCAUCUUCCACAUCGUCAUCGGUUGGCUCGCUACAGACAGACACUACAGCGAGCCAUAAAGGGACUGUGAAUGUGGCUGCCCUAGGGGGUGGAGUAGGAGGUGCCGCAGCACUCGGUUUACUGGCCCUCAUCGGCUUCUGGCGAUACCACGUCAAACGGCUAAAGGGGAAUCGGCCAACAUCUUUUGCCAUUGACGACCCAGCCCACCACGACAUUGGCGACAACCCGCCAGAGCUGAGCCCAUUCGACCGUCAGUGCAUGGCUGCGAAGCGAUCCUCCGGAGCGCGCUGA
This is a messenger RNA of Vanrija pseudolonga, 1335 nucleotides long. RefSeq lists its product as uncharacterized. The record is from RefSeq and is a predicted model, not a curated record. Lineage: Eukaryota; Fungi; Basidiomycota; Tremellomycetes; Trichosporonales; Trichosporonaceae. Bases 13 to 1335 code for a protein of 440 amino acids. The transcript has 4 exons.